This is a messenger RNA of Marmota monax (woodchuck), 602 nucleotides long. It is a transcript of the gene Ppp1r14a, whose product is annotated as protein phosphatase 1 regulatory inhibitor subunit 14A. The transcript has 4 exons. NCBI's taxonomy places the organism in Eukaryota, Metazoa, Chordata, Mammalia, Rodentia, Sciuridae. The record is from RefSeq and is a predicted model, not a curated record. Gene Ontology annotation, biological process: regulation of phosphorylation. Bases 43 to 486 code for a protein of 147 amino acids. Gene Ontology annotation, molecular function: protein serine/threonine phosphatase inhibitor activity. Gene Ontology annotation, cellular component: cytoplasm.
CCCGGCGGAGGCCACAGCGCGGCGCUGGCCGGCGGCUGCGGGAUGGCAGCGCAGAGGCUGGGCAAGCGGGUGCUGAGCAAGCUGCAGUCCCCAUCGCGGGCCCGCGGGCCGGGGGGCAGCCCCGGGGGGCUGCAGAAACGGCACGCACGUGUCACCGUCAAGUACGAUCGGCGGGAGCUGCAGCGGCGGCUGGACGUGGAGAAGUGGAUCGACGGGCGCUUGGAGGAGAUGUACCGCGGCAGGGAGGCAGAUAUGCCCGAUGAGGUCAAUAUUGAUGAAUUAUUGGAACUGGAGAGUGAAGAGGAGAGAAGCCGGAAAAUCCAGGGACUCCUGAAGUCAUGCAGGAACCCCACAGAGGACUUCGUCCAGGAGUUGCUGGCCAAGUUGCGGGGCCUCCACAAACAGCCCGGCCUCCGCCAGCCCAGCCCCUCCGACGAGGGCAGUCUGAGCCCCCUCCAGGACCAGACCCGGACGGCACCCCCCUGACCCUCCUGGCCUCGCUGACCCCGCGCUCCCCCCAGCACUGCCCAGCUCCCCAGCUUGUGGAUAAGUUGUAUUUAAUGGUUCUGUGACAAUAACACCACGUGCCUGUUUUUCCUCUC